Molecule: messenger RNA, 1029 nt
Organism: Prosopis cineraria
Lineage: Eukaryota; Viridiplantae; Streptophyta; Magnoliopsida; Fabales; Fabaceae
Exons: 5
Coding region: 203-784 (193 amino acids)
Biological process (GO): termination of RNA polymerase II transcription
Cellular component (GO): nucleus; mRNA cleavage and polyadenylation specificity factor complex
Molecular function (GO): RNA polymerase II CTD heptapeptide repeat phosphatase activity
Source: RefSeq, a predicted model, not a curated record
CGUUACUAUCUGAAAACCCAUAAAUUGGUAAUUGAUCAACCGAGAAGGCGUCCCAUGCCCUAACACUUCACCUAGCUUCGGUGGUGCUUGCUUGACGGUGCUCUGUGGCCGGAAACCUCACCAUUCUAACCUCCGAUUCGUACGUAAGGAAGAAGAAAAGAGAAUUUCUGGUCAGUUCUUUGAAUCUUCAUCUUCGGCGACCAUGAAGUUUCGGUAUGCAAUGGUGUGCUCUUCGAACCAGAACCGAAGCAUGGAAGCUCACUCCAUCCUCAAACGACAGGGCUUUGAUGUGUGUUCUUAUGGAACUGGUGCCCACGUUAAGCUCCCUGGGCCCUCCCUCAGAGAACCCAAUGUCUACGAUUUUGGAACUCCCUACAAACAGAUGUUCGACGAUCUUCGCAGAAAAGACCAAGAACUCUACAAGCGAAAUGGGAUUUUGCCAAUGCUUAAAAGGAAUUCAGCAGUAAAAUUGGCACCUCAACGAUGGCAAGACAAUGCUGCUGACGGAUCCUUUGACAUCGUUUUUACAUUUGAAGAAAAAGUUUUUGACAUGGUUGUUGAAGAUCUCCACAACAGAGAUCAUGUUCUAAUGAAAACUGUGUUGAUUAUAAACUUGGAGGUGAAAGAUAACCAUGAGGAGGCUGCCAUUGGAGCCAGGCUUACUUUAGACCUUUGCCAGGAUAUUGAAGCAGCUGAAUCAUGGGAGGAGUCCAUUGAUGACAUCGUUGCCGCUUUUGAGAAACAACACCGGCGAAAGCUGUUGUACAGCGUCUCCUUCUACUAAAGAAAGAGCCAAAGCAGUUUGUUUCAGGGAGGAGUGCGAAUACUCCCAUUGGCCGACAGGUAUUUAGGAACUUGUAGUCAAGGAGUCGGUUGGUGGUGUUUGAAUUUUGCUGACAGCAUGUUGUGGUUGAUUUUGAUAACUUUUGUAUUUUCAGUAGCUGGUUAAUUAGGAUGUAAACAGAACGGGGUGCAAAAUGUAAUCUUGUAAAUGAGAACUAUUUUUUUAUCUUUAAAUUAACAAAUCUA